CUUCCGGAGGCGGAUUGUUGACGCCCGCUGCUGCUGUGGUGGCGACCGAGCGGUUGGGGAGGGGCUGACGAGGGCGGGCGACGGCGCAGUGACAGGCAGCGCGGAGGGUGCCCCCGGGGCGACGAUGGCAGAGGGACCCGAGGAAGCCCGGAGCCGCCCUCCGGGGCAGGACGGCGGUGGCGGGGACCGCGAGCAGGUCCCUUCCGGGCCAGGCUCUCCCGCCGCCGCCAACGCCGCCCCCCGGCCCCCGACCGUCGCCUCGGCCGUCUCCAAGCCGGAGCCGCAGCAGCAGUGCGAGCUCCGCAAGCGCCGGGACGCGGGCGCAGAGCCUCAGGAGCCCGGGGGCUGCGAGGCGUCGGACGCCCCGGGGCGGCUGAGCGCGCGCGAGUACUCGCGGCAGGUGCACGAAUGGCUCUGGCAGUCCUACUGCGGCUACCUCACCUGGCACAGCGGCCUGGCCGCCCUCCCCACCUACUGCGGCCCGCCGCCAGCCGCCCCGCAGCCCGCAGUGCCCCCGCCGCCCCAGCCGCCCCCUCCGCCGCCGCCGCAGCUGGCGUACUACAACCCCUUCUACUUCCUGAGCGCCGCGGGGCCUGGGCCGGGGGCGGCCACGGGCGGCGCCACCCCGACGGCCGUCGCGGGCCUCACGGCCCGGGCCCCGCACGUGCAGGCAUCUGCCCGGGCGGCCCCUGUGACCAGGGUGGGCUCUGCAGCCCCUGCGCGGACGGCGAGCGACACCGGGCGGCAGGCAGGUAGAGAGUAUGUCAUUCCAUCCUUGGCCCACAGAUUUAUGGCAGAGAUGGUGGACUUCUUUAUUCUCUUCUUUAUAAAAGCAACCAUUGUCUUGAGCAUCAUGCAUCUCAGUGGGAUAAAGGACAUCUCUAAGUUUGCCAUGCACUAUAUAAUAGAAGAGAUUGAUGAAGACACAUCAAUGGAAGACCUGCAGAAAAUGAUGGUUGUGGCGCUUAUAUACAGGUUGUUAGUUUGUUUCUAUGAGAUAAUUUGCAUUUGGGGAGCAGGGGGAGCUACACCAGGAAAGUUCCUGCUAGGACUUCGAGUUGUAACAUGUGAUACAUCAGUACUCAUUGCUCCAAGUCGGGUUUUAGUGAUUCCUUCCUCAAAUGUUAGCAUCACAACGUCCACCAUACGAGCUUUGAUCAAGAAUUUUUCUAUUGCUUCUUUUUUCCCUGCUUUCAUCACACUGCUGUUUUUUCAGCAUAAUCGAACAGCCUAUGACAUUGUAGCAGGAACCAUUGUGGUAAAAAGAAAUGGGGUCAGAUGAUGCCCCAGAACCCUGAAUUCCACUCUUAGGAAUAAUGACAAGACUAAAUUAUGUAUCAAGACCAUCAUUAUCUCUGGGUUACAUUAAUUGAUGAUUUAAAAAUUAAAGCAGUCACUCUAGUGUGAUGCAGGGGGCUGUU
Messenger RNA from Mastomys coucha (southern multimammate mouse), 1421 nucleotides. RefSeq names its product family with sequence similarity 8 member A1 (gene Fam8a1). The record is from RefSeq and is a predicted model, not a curated record. Bases 125 to 1282 code for a protein of 385 amino acids. The transcript is spliced from 5 exons. Lineage: Eukaryota; Metazoa; Chordata; Mammalia; Rodentia; Muridae.